UCUCAAAUUCCUUUCAUGGCGAAGACUCUCAUCUCAUCCACACCGUUCGUCGGCACAUCUCUGCCGUCCGUCUCCCGCCGUGGGUCCUACACUCUCCCCUACCGCAGCAACGGACUCGCCACCACCAGAAUCAGGUUCAGCCUCCACGACUCCGUUCCUCCGAUUAAUCCCUUCGACCACUCCCCCGUCGACUUCGCCUCGCUUUUGAGCCGCGCCGAGGGGCUUCUUUACACGAUUGCCGACGCCGCCGUCGCCGUCGACCCGAGCUCCGCCGAUGCUGCGGCUCAGAAGAAUGGCGGGUGGUUCGGCUUCAUCUCCGACGCCAUGGAGUUCGUACUCAAGAUUUUGAAAGGCGGACUCGAUGCCGUGCACGUUCCGUAUUCAUACGGUUUUGCAAUUAUACUGCUUACGGUGAUCGUUAAACUUGCCACACUGCCUCUCACAAAGCAACAGGUGGAAUCGACGUUAGCGAUGCAAAACCUUCAACCAAAACUUAAAGCCAUUCAAAAAAGAUAUGAGGGCAAUACGGAAAGAAUACAACUUGAGACAUCACGGCUGUAUCGGCAGGCAGGGAUUAAUCCAUUGGCAGGGUGUUUACCAACUUUGGCCACAAUACCGGUUUGGAUAGGUCUAUAUCAAGCUCUUUCAAAUGUGGCAAAUGAGGGAUUGUUGACAGAAGGUUUCUUUUGGAUCCCCUCUUUGGGUGGCCCAACAACAAUUGCUGCUCGACAAAGUGGUUCUGGCAUUUCGUGGCUGUUUCCAUUUGUGGAUGGACAUCCACCAUUGGGCUGGUCUGACACUGCAGCAUACCUUGUUUUGCCUGUCCUCCUUGUUGCUUCUCAGUAUGUUUCAAUGGAGAUCAUGAAGCCUCCACAGACUGAUGAUCCAGCUCAAAAAAACACACUUCUUGUAUUCAAGUUUCUUCCCCUCAUGAUUGGUUACUUCUCCUUGUCUGUUCCUUCAGGAUUGUCAAUUUACUGGUUCACAAACAAUAUCCUCAGCACAGCACAACAAGUAUGGCUGCGCAGAUUAGGAGGUGCAAAGCCUGCUGUGAAUGAGAAUGCAAGUGGAAUCAUUACAGCAGGACGUGCAAAGCGAUCAGAUUCUCAGUCAGUAGAGGCUGGCAGUAGAUUUAGGAAGUUAAGAGAAGAAGAGAAAAAGAAACAAUUGAGCAAGGCUACAAAUGAAGAGGUUCAGACUUCUGAUUCUGAAGAUGGUCCAAAUAAAGAAAGCAAUGACAAGGGGGAGGAGGUUCUAGAAGAGGUGUAUGCUUCUAGUGUUGGAAAAGAGCUUCCAAAUGAUCCUCGACCAAGGAGAAGCAAGCGAUCUAAAAGGAAGCGUGCCGUAUAAAAUGACCAUAUACUGAUUAAGUUUGUAAUUCACGUGUUGAGCUUGAACUGAACUGUGGCCAGCAACAAAGAAAGCUAAAUGUAUUAAAUCUUGAAGGAAACAAGGUACAAUCUAUUCAGUUGUAUUGCAUUUUCUUUAUACUGAUGAAUCAUGUUCAAAUGUUUGUUACAUUUUCUCACAUUAUUUAGAAAGAAAGAAGAAGAUAGGCCACCUUUCGUGCCUAGGAUUGGUUUAUAUUGGAUAACUCACUAAAUUCAAGUUUCGUUGUUGGAGAAACCGAGGCCAACUUCCAUACAUUGUCUACAUAAUGGUAACAACAUACCUUGAAUCUAGUGCAUUAUCUAGUCCAAUCCAAUCAUAAGCACCAAACGUAGCCGAAGUGUCUUACCUGAUUCAAUAGCUUGAACAUAAGUAGUGUGGUGGUGGUAUUGAGAAGCUGCAAGCAGGAGCCAAACCAAGAGAAGAUGAGUGGGAGUUUGUCUUCUCAUGUUGAGCAUGCUAACAGUGAAUAGGAAUGUUCUAGGAUGUCUGGUGUGGCAGGGCUUCUUAUAAGCAGGAAGAAGUAAUUUUAUAUGCCACGUAGGCAUUGCCCUAAUCAUAUCCAAAAACUUGUGGGAAUGUUUUGUUAGAAAGUUGGAUGGGAAUCCUAUGCCAUUUUAGACACAGUGAAUACACAACAUGUAGAAAUCUAGGUUGCUUGCUCCUCAUUAUUUGUUGACUUCUUUGUACUUAUGAUUGCAUCCAUGAUAGAUCUAUUGAGUACUCGAAAACCAUGCUGUCGGCAACUCCAA
Pyrus x bretschneideri (Chinese white pear) is the source of this 2141-nucleotide messenger RNA. Its product is annotated as inner membrane protein PPF-1, chloroplastic. Gene Ontology annotation, molecular function: membrane insertase activity. Gene Ontology annotation, cellular component: chloroplast thylakoid membrane. Gene Ontology annotation, biological process: protein insertion into membrane; protein localization to chloroplast; thylakoid membrane organization. The transcript has 12 exons. NCBI's taxonomy places the organism in Eukaryota, Viridiplantae, Streptophyta, Magnoliopsida, Rosales, Rosaceae. The coding region runs from base 16 to 1350 and encodes 444 amino acids. The record is from RefSeq and is a predicted model, not a curated record.